Messenger RNA from Suillus subalutaceus, 692 nucleotides. RefSeq lists its product as uncharacterized. NCBI's taxonomy places the organism in Eukaryota, Fungi, Basidiomycota, Agaricomycetes, Boletales, Suillaceae. The transcript is spliced from 5 exons. The record is from RefSeq and is a predicted model, not a curated record. The coding region runs from base 185 to 544 and encodes 119 amino acids.
CGGUCUCAAGACUCAGGCUGGUGUGCUCGCAGACAUCUAUCUUAUCAUAUCUUCGAUACUUCAACUUUGAUUUCCUCGUCCUCUCUGGUUUCACGUUUUUCACAAAGAUGAGGCUUAAGCCAGAGAGGACGUGAAUUUCGAUGUACUUGUAUGUUUUUGCUGAUCGUUCUAUCUACUUCAUCUGAUGAGUUCUUUUGAUUUCUUUCUUUUCCGUUUGACGUUGCUUGUUUUUUUUUUUCAAUCUUCUCUUGCUGUCGCCCUUUUAAAAGCUGACCUAGUUUUGGUACUGUCCUGUUCGCCUCCACUCCACACUGUGACCUCCCUCCUAUCUCCUCCGCCCAUCUCGUCCUCGCCCAUUCCUUCGCUCCUGACCCGUCUUUUCCGUUUUCCAAUCGUUAAAGGACGCCCACAAACUCACUCGUUCGCAUGGAAUCGCUAUUUCCCCAUUUUUCGGUUUCUCGAUCUCAUUAAUAUUGGUCUCUGCGUCUCCUUGGGACAGUUUUUUUUCACGGAUGGAGGAAAUUCUUCCUCCAACGAAUGGUAGAUUUCUCGCCGAUUCUCCCUCUCCCAACCUGCUAUUCGCUCCUCAAGCUCGUUGACGAGCUUGAUCUAUGUACUUUUGGUCGCAUUUGUACUAUCAGCGUGUAUGUGAAUUAGAAGAAAGGUUUUACUCGGCAACUUGCCAACUUGCC